This is a messenger RNA of Musca vetustissima, 2304 nucleotides long. It is a transcript of the gene E(z), whose product is annotated as histone-lysine N-methyltransferase E(z). Gene Ontology annotation, biological process: chromatin remodeling. Gene Ontology annotation, molecular function: protein binding; histone H3K27 methyltransferase activity. The transcript is spliced from 9 exons. Bases 1 to 2304 code for a protein of 767 amino acids. Lineage: Eukaryota; Metazoa; Arthropoda; Insecta; Diptera; Muscidae. The record is from RefSeq and is a predicted model, not a curated record.
AUGACGAAUAACGUAAAGGUGCCGUUGGAAUGGAAGCGGCGCGUUAAGAAGGAAUAUAUGAAAAUUCGUCAACAGAAACGCUACAAGAGAGCGGAUGAAAUAAAGGAAGCCUGGAUUAAAAAUUGGGAUGAACACAAUUAUAAUGUUCAGGAUUUGUAUUGCGACCCAAAGGUUUGGCAGGCCCAACCAUAUGACCCGCCGCAUGUAGACUGUGUUAAAAGAGCUGAGGUAACAGUUUAUAAUGGAGGUGGUGCACAACAAGUGCCAAUUUGUGUAAUAAAUGCCGUCACACCUAUUCCAACAAUGUAUACAUGGGCACCUACACAACAAAAUUUCAUGGUCGAAGAUGAAACAGUCCUUCAUAAUAUACCCUAUAUGGGUGAUGAAGUACUUGACAAGGAUGGCAAAUUUAUUGAAGAACUGAUUAAGAAUUAUGAUGGCAAAGUGCAUGGUGAUAAAGAUCCCUCGUUUAUGGAUGAUUCAAUAUUUGUGGAAUUAGUGCAUGCUUUGAUGCGAACAUACCCCAAAGAAAUUGAGGAAAUUACUGGUGCUCCUUUAAAAAUUGAAGUAAUCAAAAAUGAAGAAUCAAAGGAAAAGCACAGAGAUGGGGAUAAUGAUUUAACCGUAAGUGAGACUGAGAACAAAGAGAAAUCGAAGGAUUCUGAAUUGGACGUGAAGGAUAUAAAAACUACAGAAGCCGAUGAAGUUAAUACCGAAAAGGACAAAGAAAAAGAAAACGAGGAGUCUGUUGAAAAUACAGACAAAAAUGCGACAGAGAAAUUACCAUUUCCCCCUCCUAUUAUUUUUCAAGCUAUUAGCUCAAAUUUUCCAGAUAAGGGAACCGCACAGGAACUUAAAGAAAAAUAUAUUGAGUUGACGGAACAUCAAGAUCCCGAACGGCCACAGGAAUGUACACCAAAUAUUGAUGGGGAUAAGGCAGAAAGCGUUUCAAGAGAAAGAACUCUUCAUUCUUUCCACACCUUAUUCUGUAGGCGUUGCUUUAAAUAUGAUUGUUUUCUACAUCGUCAUCCAACUCACGGUUUUCAAGUGGGACAUUCUGGACCAAAUUUACAAAAACGACGUUUUCCCGAAAUGAAACCAUUCACCGAGCCAUGCAGUAACAAUUGUUAUAUGCUUUUGGAAGGAAUGAAAGAGAAACUUGCCGCUGAUAACAAAACUCCGCCAAUUGAUUCUUGCAACGAAGCCAGUUCCGAAGACAGUAACGACAGCAAUAGCCAAUUUAGUAACAAGGAAUUCAAUAAUGAUCAAACUAAAGAAAAUGGAACUGUAACAAGUGCAGCUUCAGCAGAAAUAAAUUCAAUAAUGGCUGGAAUGAUGAAUACCUUAAAUGUAAAAUGUGAUUGGACUGGUGCUGACCAAUCGCUUUUUCGUACAUUGCACAAAGUAUUUCUAAAGAAUUAUUGUGCAAUAGCCCAGAUAAUGUUGACGAAGACAUGCGAACAGGUAUAUGAAUUUGCCCAAAAAGAAGCUGCAGAAUUUAGUAUUGAGGAACUACGUCAAGAUUAUACACCUCCACGCAAAAAGAAGAAGAAACAACGUUUGUGGUCGCUACAUUGUCGUAAAAUACAAUUGAAAAAGGAUUCCUCUUCAAAUCAUGUCUACAAUUAUACACCUUGUGAUCAUCCUGGUCCUUGUGACAUGAAUUGUUCGUGUAUACAGACACAGAACUUUUGCGAGAAAUUCUGCAAUUGCAGCAGUGAUUGUCAAAAUCGUUUUCCUGGCUGUCGUUGCAAGGCCCAAUGUAACACCAAACAAUGCCCUUGCUAUUUGGCUGUACGUGAAUGUGACCCAGAUCUAUGUCAAGCAUGUGGCGCUGAUCAAUUUAAACUUACAAAAAUUACUUGUAAAAAUGUUUGUGUGCAAAGGGGACUGCAUAAACAUUUACUUAUGGCACCAUCGGAUGUUGCUGGUUGGGGUAUUUUCCUGAAGGAGGGCGCUCAAAAGAACGAAUUUAUUUCGGAAUAUUGUGGUGAAAUUAUAUCACAGGACGAAGCGGAUCGCCGAGGAAAAGUCUAUGACAAAUAUAUGUGCUCGUUUUUGUUCAAUUUGAAUAAUGAUUUUGUCGUUGACGCCACACGAAAAGGCAAUAAAAUACGUUUUGCCAAUCAUUCCAUCAAUCCCAAUUGUUAUGCCAAGGUCAUGAUGGUGACCGGCGAUCAUCGUAUUGGUAUUUUUGCCAAACGAGCCAUACAGCCAGGUGAGGAAUUAUUCUUCGAUUACAGAUAUGGCCCAACGGAACAAUUAAAAUUCGUUGGAAUAGAACGAGAAAUGGAAAUCGUUUAA